AGAAGAAGCGCGGCGAUUUUGCAGAGCUGAGUCUUCUGACUCGAAUGUAAAAAAUAGGACACAUUUUUUCCCCACAGAAUUAUUAAAAAAAACCCACAAUUUGAUCUCGUCAAGUUAAAAAAAAAGAUUGUUCUUGUAUCUGAGAUGGUUAACUACGCUCGGCUUUAAAGCCUGUUUAAGACCAACACGUUGAACAGAGGGCUGGGGGCAAUUUUGUCCCAGGUGGUGGAGGUGGAGGAGCGCCCGGUGCUGUACAUGAGCCGCAAGUUCUUGAUGCGAGAGUUUAAGUACAGCACCAUCAAAAGGAUUGUUUGGCCAUCAAGUGGGCGGUCCUCACUCUCCGGUACUACCUGCUAGGGUGCCCUUUCACCCUCUGUUCUGACCAUGCCCCGCUUCAGUGGCUCCACCGCAUGAAGGAUGCCAACAUGUGGCUUACUCGUUGGUAUCUGGCCCUUCAUUCCUUUAAAUUUGAGGUCACAGAUGGUGUUGACGGACAAUGGGAGAGGUGUGUGUGUUGUGGUGGUGGUGGGGGGGCAGCUGCAGGCCAGAUGGCUCCCUGGCUAGAGUUGGGCGGUGGGGGUAUGUGGCAGAAGGGGUGUCGUCAAGCGUCAGCUGUGAAUGGCAAGGAGUCAGGUUGAACCAGCAGGAAUAAAUGCUUAAUUGCAAGUCGUCUUAUGUUUGUAAUUCUGCAAACAUGCCAGGAGAACCCACUAUGAUGAAAUCCAAAGAGAUUGAGCAUGAGAAUUCGGUACCUACAAGAAGCUCCAGUGGUCAGCUAACUUCAUCUGGUAUUCCCUACACUUGCAAACAAAGACAAAAAACAAUUUACCACUGCUCAGAGUGUGAGAAAAGUUUUAAAUACAGAAGUGCUCUCCAAAUACAUCAGCGCAUUCACACAGGAGAGAAGCCGUAUCGCUGUUCAGACUGCGGGAAGAGUUUUACUGAACGUGGAAAUCUUGUAAAACACCAGCGCAUCCACACAGGAGAAAAGCCCUAUUACUGCACAGAGUGUGGAAUGAGUUUUACACAAGAGGGUAAUCUCCAAAGACAUCGGCGUGUUCAUUCAGGAGAAAAGCCGUAUCUCUGCUCACAGUGUGGAAAAAGCUUUAGGGAAGGAGGAACUCUUAGAAAACAUCAGCGCAUUCACACAGGAGAGAAGCCGUAUCACUGCUCACAGUGCGGAACAAGCUUUAAGGAAAGAGGAACUCUCACCACACACCAGCGUAUUCACACAGGAGAGAAGCCGUAUCACUGCUCAGACUGUGUGAAAAGCUUUAAAAGGAGAAGCACUCUCCAAAGCCAUCAGCGCAUUCACACAGGAGAGAAGCCUUAUUACUGCUCAGACUGUGGAAAAAGCUUUAGGGCUGGAGACACUCUCAAAAGGCACCAGCACAUUCACACAAGAGAGAAGCCUUAUUACUGUUCAGACUGUGGGGAGAGUUUUACUAAACGUGAAAAUCUUGUAAAACACCAGUGCAUUCACACAGGAGAGAAACCCUAUUACUGCUCAAAGUCCUGAAUGAGUUUUAUGCGAAAGGAUUGUCUCCAAAAACAACAGCGUGUUCAUUCAGGAGAAAAGUCAUAUCGCUGCUCAGAGUGUGGAAAAAGCGUUAGAGAUGGUGAAAUGUUCGAAACACACCAGCGCAUUCACACAGGAGUGAAGCCGUAUCACUGUUCAGACUGUGGGAAGCGUUUUACUGAUCGUGGAACCUUUGCAAAACAUCAAGGCAGAUCACUGCUCACAUUGUGGACUGAGCUUCACUUCUUCAAAUGCAUUUAAGAAAUACAAAUGCAUUACAGUGGAGCUGUCAGUAUGUAAGACAUGAAUCUGUCAAGUCAAGAAAUAUAAUUGCUAUUAGGGGUGUAACAGUACACUGUGGUUUCAACUGAUGAUACUGGCUUUAUGAUGUGAUUCAAAUUGGUUCUCGGUAUAUGUUGAAGAAAAUUUGAAGGAAGAAAAAUGAUUACUGAAAAGACUACUUUUUAUUUUUUUAUCAUAAGCAAUGCAAAAGCAUUUUUGUCUGUAGAACACCAAAACAAAACACUAUGAACAGAGGUUUAAUAUUUACAUAUUACAGUUUCAUCCUAUCUUAAAAAUAAAUAAAUACAUUUAUAAAUUCUCCCAAAAUUUUUGACUGAAUAAACAAAGUCUCUGACUCGGGGAACAUGAGCUUCUGAAACAAUGAGCUCCAUAGCAGGACCUGAGGUGUUGUUUUAACUGGAAAUAGAGCUCCAAAGUCGGCUAAGAUGCCUUCAUGUCACAAACUGGUUUGUGAACGAGCCCUUUCAUGUCGCUCCUGAUCUUGACUUGAUGUUUUGAAAAAGACUGAAUGUUUUGAUUGGGUAAGCACCAGUACUUCAUCGUGAAUGACGUUCUCUGGUACACAACAAAGUCCGAUCUACUCAUCUAUGCCUUUUGCGGUAAUUUGUAAUCAAAUAUUAGAAUUAACCAACCUUGUUUAAAGCAGUUUUUUUUUUUUGGUUAAAUGUGAUCUGUGAACCACUUGAGCUGAAAUAUGUUGUAUUAAACUGGUGGAAAUUUUUGUCCAAAUAAUGAUUGAUGGCUGUCUUCUGAUACCUUUUGGAUUGCUGUAAACUAAAGUUAAAUGUUGUUUUGCUGAGUAAAAAAUUUUGACCACACAGAUGAAUAGCUGUUAGGUUUAAAAAAAUAAUAAAAUAAAAUAAAAAAUUGAAAAGUGGCUUGACCUCCACCAUACUAAUGACACCAAGGAGCUUGAGUAAUUCCGUUAUUAAUAAUAUUAUGGGUUUGAUAAAAGGGAAAUGUGGUAAUGAAUAAUUUACUUUUCUGUGGAAGUCUACAAUUUCCACAGAAUGUGUCUAGUAACUUUCAAUCGGAGAUCUUUUUGUGGAUCAUUAACCUCCGUGGGCCCGAAAAGAAAACCAACCAGUUUUGUGUGCUUACUUUUCUGGAGGACAUGUAAGAGAACGCAUGGAAUAUGUUAUGUUGUUUUGUCCCCCCUCACUCUGAUGAUUGUUAGAUUUGUUUAGAUGUUUUCAGGGCAGAUCCUCUUGGUCAGUGUCCCCUCUGGUUUACAGUGGCAUGCCAAAGUUUGGGCACCCUUGCUGAAAAUGUCUGUGAAUAGUUAAGUGAGCAGAAGAUGAACUGAUCACCAAAAGGCAUAAAGGUAAAGAUGACACAUUUCAACGUUUUAUGCAAGAGUUGUGUAUUGGAGAUGUUUGGGUGAGAUGGCUGUGAAGUUCCUAACGAGAUUGUUUAAUAAGAUCCUAGAGAAUGAGAAAAUGCCAAAUGAAUGGAGAAAGUGUGUGCUAGUCCCAAUAUACAAGAAUAAGGGAGAUGUACAGAGCUGCAGUAAGUACAGAGGAAUAAAAUUGAUGAGCCACACCAUGAAGCUAUGGGAAAGGGUAUAGGAGGCGAGAUUGAGAAGAGAGGUAGCAAUCUGUGAACAGUAGUACGGGUUUAUGCCAAGGAAGAGCACGUUGGAUGCAAUUUUUGCUUUAAGAAUGUUAAUGGAGAAGUACAGAGAAAGCUACAUUGUGUGUUUGUAGACCUGGAGAAGGCAUUUGAUAGAGUGCCGAGAGAUGAGUUAUGGUAUUGUGUGAGAAAGAGUGGAGUGAAUGAGGAGUAUAUUAGAGUGGUGCAAGACAUGUAUGAGAACGGUGAAACAGCAGUGAGGUGUGCAGUUGGAACGACUGAAUGGUUCAAGGUGAAGGUGGGACUCCAUCAAGGAUCUGCUUUGAGUCCUUUCUUGUUUGCCAUAGUGAUGGAUAGCUUGACAGACAAAGUGAGGCAAGAGUCACCAUGGAACAUGAUGUUUGCGGAUGAUAUUGUGAUAUGUGGUGAAAGUAGAAAGGAGGUUGAGUUGGGUUUGAUGAGAUGGAGGUAUGCAUUGGAACGAAGAGGAAUGAAGGUGAGCAGUAGCAAAACAAUACAUGUGCAUCAAUGAGAAUGGGGAUGAGUGUAGUGAAGAUGCAAGAAGUAGACAUUAAGAAAGUUGGUGAAUUCAAGUACCUGGGGUUAACUGUGCAGGAAAAUGGGGGCUGUGAUAGUGAGGUGAGAAAGAGAGUGCAGGCAGGGUGGAGCAGUUGGAGAAGGAUUUCGGGAGUCAUUUGUGAUGGGAAAGUCCCAGCAAAAGUGAAGGGUAAGAUGUAUAAGACAGUAGUGAGACCAGCCGUGAUGUAUGGAUUGGAGACCGUACCCUUAACGAAGAGACAGGAGUCAAAGUUGGAGGUGAUGGAGUUGAGGAUGUUAAGGUUUGCGAUGGGAGUGACGAGGUUGGACAAGAUAAGGAACGAGCACAUCAGAGGGACAGCACAUGUGGAGAGUUUGGGAAUUAAGCCAAGAGAGAUGAGACUGAGAUGGUAUGGGCACAUCCUGAGAAGUGAUGCAGAGCAUGUGGGAAGGAGAAUGUUGAGGAUGGAGCUGCCAGGCAAACGAAAACGAGGAAGGCCAAAGAGGAGAUACAUGGAUGUGGUGAGAGAGGACAUGAAAGUGGCAGGUGUGGUAGAGAAGGAUGCUGAAGACGGAGCAAUGGAGACGAAAGAUCCGCUGUGGUGACCCCUAAUCAGGAGCAGCCAAAAGAAGAUGAUGCAAGAUUUGUGUAUUAUUUUUGUUUUGUACAAUUGGAGAGUGAAAAAAGAAAAGGAACACCAUGUGAAAGUUUGGGCACCCCAAUACAUUUGAGUUCUCAGGUAACUUUUACCAAGGUUCCAGACCUUGAUUACCUUAUUGAGCUGUGGCUUGUUCAAAUUCUUCCUUAGGAAAGGUCAGAUGAUGCAGAUUUCAAAGCUGUAUAAAUUCUCUGACUCCUCAACUUUGUCCCUAAAAUCAACAGCUAUGGGCUCCUCUAAGCAACUCCCUCGCAUUCUGAAUAAUAAAAUAAUUGAUGCUCACAAAGCAGGAGAAGGCUACAAGAACAUAGCAAAGUGUUUUCAGGUAGCUGUUUCCUCAGACCAUAAUGUUAUUAAGAAAUGGCAGUUAACAGAAACAGUGGAGAUCAAGGUGAGGUCUGGAAGAUGAAGAAAAUUUUCUGAAAGAACUGCUCAUUGGAUUGCUAGAAAGGCAAAUAAAAACCCCUGUUUGACUGCAAAAGACCUUCAGAAAGAUUUAGCAGACCCUGGGGUGGUGGUGCACUGUUCUACUGUGCAGCGACACAUGAACAAAUAUGACCUUCAUGAGAGAGUCAUCAGAAGAAAACCUUUCCUGUGUCCGAGCCACAAAAUUCAGUGUCUGAAGUUUGCAGAUAAACAUCUAAGCAAGCCUGAUGCAUUUUGGAAACAAGUCCUGUGGACUGAUGAAAUCAAAAUAGAACUUUUUGGCCACAAUGUGCAAAGGUAUGUUUGGAGAAAAAAGGGUGCCAAAUUCCAGGAAAAGAACACCUCUCCAACUCUGAAGCAUGGGUAUGGAUCGAUCAUGCUUUGGGGUUGUGUUGCAGCCAGUGGCACAGGGCACAUUUCAUUGGUCGAGGGAAGCAUGGAUUCGAAUAAAUACCAGCAAAUUCUGGAAGCAAACAUCACACCAUCUGUAAAAAAGUUGAAGUUAAAAAGAGGAUGGGUCCGACAAUAAGACGAUGAUCCAAAACACACCUCAAAAUCUACAAUGGAAUACCUCAAGAGGCACAAGUUGAAGGUUUUGCCCUGGCCCUCACAGUCCCUGACCUAAACAUCAUUGAAAAUCUGUGGAUAGAUCUCAGAAGAGCAGUGCAGGCAAGACAGCCCAAGAAACUUGUAGAACUGGAAGCCUUUUGCAAGGACGAAUGUGUGAAAAUCUCCCAGGUAAGAACUGAAAGAUUAUUAGCUGGCUACAAAAAGUGUUUACAAGCUGUGAUACUUGCCAAAGGGGGUGUUACUAAGUACUGACCAUGCCAGGUGCCCAAACUUUUUUGCUUCAGGUCCUUUUCAUUUUUUGGUAUUUUACGCCUGUAAAUGAUGGAAAUAAAAAUGUAAUCUUGUGGAAAAUAUUAAAGAAAUGUCUUGUCUUCAACUUUUUGCCUUUUGGUGAUCAGUUCAUGUUCUGAUCACUUAACUAUUCACAGUAAUAGACAUUUUCAGCAAGGGUGCUCACACUUUUGCAUGCCACUGUACAUGAAUGCUUAGGAAUGAUUUUCAAAAUAUGAAAUAAAAGUCAAAACAAUGCAAAAGUUGUCCAUGUGUGAGUAUGAUAAAAUGGUUCGAGUACAAAUGAUGCAUAAAUAUAAAAUGUAGAUUACAUUAAAGGAAAAAAGGAAAUAACUUUUUUUUUUGCCCAUUCAUUUUCGGUAACUGCUUGACCUGCAGACACGGUCAGGUUAGCAAUAUGAGGAAUGAACAAUUGGUGAUACAGAAAAUGAAAUAAUUAUUAUAAUCUCACUGAUGUAUUUCAGGUGAUGCUGUAUAAUAAGCCAUUUGUUCUGAAAGACCCUGCUAGAUGAUGAAGACACUUAG
Neoarius graeffei (lesser salmon catfish) is the source of this 6402-nucleotide messenger RNA. Its product is annotated as gastrula zinc finger protein XlCGF7.1-like. The record is from RefSeq and is a predicted model, not a curated record. The transcript is spliced from 3 exons. NCBI's taxonomy places the organism in Eukaryota, Metazoa, Chordata, Actinopteri, Siluriformes, Ariidae. Gene Ontology annotation, biological process: regulation of transcription by RNA polymerase II. Bases 653 to 1519 code for a protein of 288 amino acids. Gene Ontology annotation, cellular component: nucleus. Gene Ontology annotation, molecular function: DNA-binding transcription factor activity, RNA polymerase II-specific; RNA polymerase II transcription regulatory region sequence-specific DNA binding.